This is a messenger RNA of Psammomys obesus (fat sand rat), 4666 nucleotides long. It is a transcript of the gene Dclre1b, whose product is annotated as DNA cross-link repair 1B. The transcript has 4 exons. Lineage: Eukaryota; Metazoa; Chordata; Mammalia; Rodentia; Muridae. Gene Ontology annotation, molecular function: damaged DNA binding; 5'-3' DNA exonuclease activity. Gene Ontology annotation, biological process: double-strand break repair via nonhomologous end joining; protection from non-homologous end joining at telomere; interstrand cross-link repair. The record is from RefSeq and is a predicted model, not a curated record. The coding region runs from base 260 to 1876 and encodes 538 amino acids.
GGCUGGGCCUGAGCCCCGGCGCGCGGGUGUGAAUGAUGCUCUCGGGCUUCUUCCUCGUUGGGGCGCUUUCGCUUUGGCCGUCCGGAGCGCGGCCACUUCCUUGCACUCACUCUGUCUUCUUCCGUUUCUGGGGCGGUUUUCCCUUAGGGCUUCUGGCCUUGACCUGCGCCCACAUGUCGUCGGGACGCUGUCGUGGAAGCCUCACGCGGGAGUGCUGUUCCCGCCAAGACCCCACUGGUGACUCCCCAGCUCUGCCACCAUGAACGGGGUCGUGAUCCCCCAUACGCCCAUUGCUGUGGACUUUUGGAGCCUGCGCCGCGCUGGUACCGCGAGGCUCUUCUUCCUGUCCCACAUGCACAGUGACCACACGGUGGGCCUGUCUAGCACCUGGGCACGACCCCUCUACUGCUCUCCCAUUACUGCCCACCUCUUGCAUCGUCACCUGCAGGUGUCUAAGCAGUGGAUCCGAGCCCUGGAGAUUGGUGAAAGCCACGUAUUGCCUCUAGACGAGAUUGGGCAAGAAACCAUGACUGUGACCCUUAUAGAUGCCAACCACUGCCCUGGUUCUGUCAUGUUUCUCUUUGAAGGAUACUUUGGGACAAUUCUCUACACAGGUGAUUUUCGAUAUACACCAUCCAUGCUAAAGGAGCCCACUCCAAUACUGGGUAAACAGAUUGAUAUUUUAUAUCUGGACAACACUAAUUGCAAUCCAGACCUGGUUCUUCCUUCCCGACAAGAAGCUACUCGGCAGAUUGUCCGGCUCAUUCGACGGUUCCCACAACAUAAUGUAAAGAUUGGACUCUAUAGCCUAGGAAAAGAAUCACUGCUGGAGCAACUAGCCCUUGAGUUUCGGACCUGGGUGGUAUUGAGUCCUCAACGCCUGGAAUUGGUACAGCUGCUGGGCCUGGCAGACGUGUUCACCGUUGAGGAAAACGCUGGGCGCAUCCACGCUGUGAACCAUGUGGAGAUCUGCCAUUCAGCCAUGCUUCAGUGGAACCAGACUCACCCUACCAUUGCUGUUCUUCCCACAAGCCGGAGACUACGCAGCCCUCACCCCAGCAUCUACAUCGUCCCCUACUCUGACCAUUCAUCCUACUCUGAGCUUCGCACUUUUGUUGCAGCUCUGAGGCCUUGCCAGGUGAUGCCCAUUGUCAGUCAGCAGCCUUGUGGAGAGUUCUUUCAAGACAUCUUGAGUCCCGGCUUCUCUCUGCCCCUGAUUCCACACUCUGUGCAGCAAUACAUGAGUUCCUCUUCCAGGAAAACAAAUGUGCUUUGGCAAUUAGAAAGGAGGCUAAAGAGGGCAAGAACCCAAGGUGUUGUGUUUGAAUCCCCUGAGAAGAACGCUGAUCAGGUUAAAGUGGACAGAGACUCAAAGAAGCACAAAGAAGAAAACCUCUCUCCCUGGGCUGGGGAACUUGAGCCGCUCUGUCCCCUCCCUCUGCGGGCCAGGAAGCAGUUGUUCCCAGACCUCUGCUGGAAAGAGUGUGAUGAGUCAGUCCUUAUUUGUGACUCCAAGAAGAUGGCGAAUGUAUUGACUGCCCCAUUGCAAUUUUCAGUGAAAUUACAGCCUGUAGAUGAGUUUUUCCCUCCAGAAACCCAGGACGAAAUUGGCUUAGGGUCCUUGGUAUCUACGGGAGGCAACAGCUCAUCAGCCAGAGGAAACCAAAGUGUGUGGCUAGGCUGUGGUUCUUCCCUAUCUCACAUUAGCAAAGCCACUUAUCUAGCUACUGAGUCCAGAGGCCUGGCGUUAAAAUACCUUCUUACUCCAAUGAAGUUCUUCCAGGCAGGGUUCUCUUCCAGGAACUUUGACCAGCAAGUAGAAAAAUACCAGAGAUCACAGUGUAACAGUCCUGUUGGAGCAGCACUGCAGUUUUGAAAACAGUGAAAGAUGGCUAGUAGCAAAAGUUUGUUUGGUGUCCUCCCUUACAGAGUCCUGUGGCUCACCCUGGAGUAGCUUUUCAAUGGAGUAAAGCUCAUUUAUGGAGUCCUGGUGCCUAUGAAACCCUAAGUUUUAGAGCAGAUUGUAUUUUUAUAUUUUUAUUACAUUUAAGAAACAGUUUUCAUUAUAAACUAUUCAGUGUUCAUAAGCCCAUUAAAAGUUCUUAGAAGUCCCAGAGCAACUUAAUCUCUUCACCUUUGUUUAAGCCAGUUUUUCUCAAACUUUUAUCAGCAUGCAGUUGGGUGUUUUGUUUUGUGUAGAAAAAAUAGAGUCUGAAUCAAAAUAGAACCAUCCUAUUCCUCAAGUCCCCUUCAUUCUCUCCCCAUAUAAAAAUCUCUGGGUUAUUUAUUUUCAAAUUGUAAAUCAUUGUGCUGAAGGAUAAAGUGGUAUCCCAAGCUUGUUCUAAUCCUGAAUGUCACUGGCUUGCUGUGACCCUAUCCAAGUAACUUCCUGUCUCUGCCUCACGAAUGGAACAGGAAACCACGAAGAGGCAUUGAAGCAGUGUUGAGAAAAUAACACCUUCCUCCUUCAUGAAGGGGUUAAGUAAUGUCAUGAGAAAUCCAUUUGGAACAGAGCCGUUUAGGGGUUUAGCACCCCACACCACGGUGGUGCAUGGAAAAAGUUGAACAUUAAGGUUUAGAAUAUGUCAGAGCUACUGGAUGCUUGGAGACACUAUGUUAAAAUGAAGUACAGAAGAUCAGAUGCGCUGCCAAGUUUUCCUCUGGCUGUUCACAUAGCAGGGAUUUUUUUUUUCCUCACCCCCACACAUUUGAGUUAAGGAACCAGAACACAGAGCCUGUUUGUUUUAGUAUCCAAGGGAGAGACCAAGGAGCCAGCUGGCUAGAACAGGUCAGAGUGUGCAGUUCUACCCUGUCCUGCUCAUAACUGACAAAAUGCCAAGCCAAUAGGCAAGACGGCUGAUAGCAAGCCAGGAGGAAAUGUGCUCUGGGAGGGCACAGGCGAGGAGCAGCUUCAUCUUGGGACCUGGAGCCUGAGAAGUAAAGAAUACUAUCUCUUACCCUUGGGAAGGAGGGAGGAGUUUUGCUCUUUGAGGAGGGCGGUGAAGUUUAGAAAACAAAAUAAGACUUUGCUCUUGGACACACUGUACUCAGUGCUGUUUUUGUCAGUGGCCUUCCUGUAAACCUCUAAGGGCCUGGGAGCUGCAGCAGGUGAGGCCUGCAGUACAACAGGAAACCUGGAUAUUGUCUAGGCUGGAAUCCAGGACACAAGGUAAAUUGUUUAAGUAGAGGAGCCUUACUCAGCUGUAAUGUGGGGGCUGAGAUGCCUGCCUCCUCCGGUGAUUGCUAUGCAGAUUAAAUUAUUGGUAAAAUUCCCUAGCUCAUUGUGUGGCACAUGACAGCAUUUGAAAUAUUGGUCUUUGUAGCUAAAGGUAUGGCUCUGUGUGUUUAGCAAGCUGAAAUCUUGGAUGCCACAAAAAAAAAAAAAAAAAAAAGCAAUAAUAAUAAUAAUGUAACAGUGCUGGAGAGAUGGCUCAGUGGUUAAGAGACUGCUCUUCCAGAGGUCCUGAAGUUCAAUUGCCAGCAACCACAUGGUGCCUCACAACCAUCUAUAAUGUGAUCUGGUGCCCCCUUCUGGUGUGCAGGUGUACAUGCAGAUAGAGUGCUCAUGUACAUAAAGUAAUUCUUAAAAAAUAAUAAUAACAAAGACUUGAUUCUCUUAGCCUUUGGCCUUCAAAACAAUUCUCUAUAAAAAUAGAAAGCAAUAUAAACUAAUUGAUGGGCUUUUUUCCCCCUAGUUUUUAGGAAAAUGUAAAUAAGUUAAAUCUAUACAUUUUCAGAAUUAAUAUAAUUUGUAUGUGUGUACAUGCACAUACACACACAAUGAUGAUUUUUUUAAAAAAUGUAAAGGGUGCUAGACAGAUGGCCCAGUAGGUAAGAGCCUUUAAUGUGCGCUUGAAGAGUUCAGGUCCCAGCACCACAUCAAGUGGAUCAUACCUCAAGUUGCAGGGAGUCUAAUGCCUUCUGACUGUGAACAACCGCACAAACUCAUGCAGCCUCACAUAAUACACAUACAUAAAAAUAAUUUUUAAGGAAUGUUAAAGGGGUCAAUGAGAUGUCUCAGUGGGUAAAAGCACUUGCCACAGAAACUGGUGAGAACCGAGUCCAUAAAGUUGUCCUCCAGCUAAUUGACUGCCGUGUAGUCGUACACAAACAAUACUAGAAAGGGGGAGGAGUGAGAAUAAUACCAUCUACUUAAUUCCUUAAUUGGAAUUUUAAAUGCCAAAAUAAAAAAUGGCUAUUUUAAUAGAUGUCUUGUGACUACAUGUUAAUUAAACCAUUCUUAUAUUACUCAGUGUUUGCAUGCUGGUUUUUUUAUCUUUUAGAUUCAUUUAUGUGUGGAAGUGUUUGUUAUGUGCACUACGCAUUCCUGCUGUCCAUGAAAAUCAGGAGAGAAUGUAGAAUCCCAUGGAACUGUAUGGUUAUGAGCCGCUUUAUGGGUGCUGGCAAUUGAACAUGGGGGCCCUCUCCAUGAGCAACAACUGUUCUUAACUGCUGAGCCAUCUCUCCAGCCCCUUAUACUGUUUGUAUGCAUACUACAAGGAACUUCUCUCUGGGCAGUGCUGGGGAUCAAACUCAGAGCAUUGAGCAUGCUAGGUGAAUGCUUUGCCAGUGAGCCAUAUUUUAAGCUUUACUACGAACACACACACAUGCCUUGCAUUUUAAUUUUCCGCUUGGAGUAAAUUAUUAAAGUAUCGGAAUUAAAGAA